Racocetra persica is the source of this 617-nucleotide messenger RNA. Lineage: Eukaryota; Fungi; Glomeromycota; Glomeromycetes; Diversisporales; Gigasporaceae. The record is from the annotation of a GenBank genome assembly.
AAAAAGAUUAUUUGACACAAAUAAUUUUCCCAGAUGUAUAUCAUAAAUCACACGAUGAUAAACAAUGGUUUGAAGAUUAUGAUGAAAACAAAUUUUUCAUAUAUGAUGAUUUUUAUAAUUACAAUAUAGAGUACUCGACGCUAUUGAUACUAAUCAAUAAUAAGCCACAUAUGGUUCAAAAAAAGGGCUCAUAUGAAAAUUUUAUCAACCUUCGAUUUGAUAUUGAGUUCAAUUCUAAUAUCACUCUUGAAGAGAUUGGUUAUAUAACUAAGCAUAAUUCAAUCAAAGAACAAAAUGGAAUAUGGUAUUACAACCAUAAUUUUAAUUUACAAGUUGAUAAAUUUGAAUUAACAGACUAUAGAAUUGAAAAUAAAUUACAUGUUAAUACAAUUGUAUAUCCUGAGAUAAAAAGAAAAUUAGAAAAUAGAUUAUGUAGAACUAAAAGAAAAAGGAUUCAAUUCAAGGGUUACAAAGAAGGAAAAAUUGAUUAUGUAAUUGAAGAUUUGGAUAAUGAUGAAAAAUACUAUUUAGAUGCUUCAACAUCUUCUUUGUCUUCUAAUGAUUCUGAGAUGACAAAACGUAGAAAAAAAGGAAAAACUGUUUGUACAGAAAACUAA